Fusarium fujikuroi IMI 58289 is the source of this 327-nucleotide messenger RNA. RefSeq lists its product as uncharacterized. Bases 1 to 327 code for a protein of 108 amino acids. The record is from RefSeq and is a predicted model, not a curated record. NCBI's taxonomy places the organism in Eukaryota, Fungi, Ascomycota, Sordariomycetes, Hypocreales, Nectriaceae. The transcript has a single exon.
AUGGCUGAUCAGGCUACAAUCACUCCCGCCGAGUGGGAGUCUCUCAAGAAGGAUGAGACCACUGCAGAGGUCGUUGCCGACAUCAUGCUCCGAGUCAUCGACACGGAUCCGGAGGAAGCUGGGAGUUACUCCGAGGUUCGCGAGUUUCGCGAAUUGACCGCUGAGAAGCUUGGGGUCCAGUGGUGGAUUGGUGAUGGUGAACUUGGGGCCGACCGAGGCCUUUCCAAGAUUUGGAUGGGACUCGUGGAGUUCCUCGCAGGUCGGCAGGAUGUGUGGGAGGUCGGAGGUAUCGGGGCCCCUCCCUUGACUCUGACAAAGAAGAAGUGA